AUGCAUAGAGUAGCAUUUUCCGCUGGCCGUUCGGUCAAUGCUGCCACCAAGAUUUCGAGUUUGAGGACUUUUGCAUCAGUGAGCUCUGCUACCAGAAACCACAAAGUUGUUGUCGUCGGUGGUGGAUCUGCUGGUCUAGCAAUCAGUCACCAGUUGCUUCGUACUGGAAAGUUCACACAGGACGAUAUUGCCAUCGUGGACCCUUCAUCCUACCAUGAUUACCAGCCUGGAUGGACACUAGUUGGUGGUGGCCUCAAGACAAAGGAGGAACUGAGGAAGCCCAUGAGCAGUCUUGUGGACCCAAAGCUCAAGCUGUACAACCAAGGAGUCAACACAUUCGCUCCCGAGGAGAAUCUGGUCACUCUUGGCAAUGGCGACAAAGUGGGAUACGAGCACCUGGUUGUGGCACCUGGCAUCGGUAUCAAGUACGACAACAUCAAGGGACUGCCUGAAGCACUGGCAGAUCAGUCAUCGCCUGUCUCGACUAUCUACGGCUACGAAACUUGUGACAAGGUCUUCCGCAACAUCAAGGAGUUCCGCGGUGGUGAAGCCUUGUUCACCCUUCCUACUGGCGUUGUGAAGUGCGCUGGUGCACCCCAAAAGGCAAUGUGGCUUGCUCUGGACCACUGGAAGAAGGCCGGUCUCUACGACCCCAGCAAUGUCGCCAACUCGCCCAUCAAGAUCAGCUUUGCAACCGCUCUGCCAGUUAUGUUUGGUGUUCCCAAGUACAGCGCUACUUUGGAGGAGUUGCGCAAGGAGCGUGGUGUCGAGGCCAUGUUCCAGCACGAUCUGGUCGAGGUCAACGGUGACAAGGCCAUUUUCGCUCGUCUAGACGGCAGCGAGGAGAAGGUCUCCAAGCGCUUCGACUUGCUCCACGUUGUCCCCAAGAUGGGACCUCACGCUUUCAUCAAGGACAGUCCUUUGGCAAACGCAGCAGGUUUCGUCGAUGUUGAAGACGCCACCCUGCGUCACAAGAAGUUUGCCAACGUCUGGUCGGCAGGCGAUGCAUCUUCGUUGCCUACUGCCAAGACCGCUGCGGCCGUCACUUCUCAGGCUCCCGUGUUGGUGCAGAACAUGCUCCAGUCUAUCGAGGGCAAGGAGUUGAAUGCCGCCUAUGAUGGAUACACAUCUUGCCCUCUAUUGACCGAGUACGGCAAGGUUCUGCUGGCCGAAUUCAAGUACGGCGGACAGCCCAAGGAGACAUUCGCCAAGUUUGGCGUUGAUCAGGCUGUUCCCCGUCGGGCCUUCUACCACCUGAAGAAGGACUUCUUCCCGUGGGUGUACUACAACAACAUGGUCAAGGGUACUUGGGGCGGACCCAAGGGCUGGGUCUGGUAA
This is a messenger RNA of Aureobasidium vineae, 1338 nucleotides long. NCBI's taxonomy places the organism in Eukaryota, Fungi, Ascomycota, Dothideomycetes, Dothideales, Saccotheciaceae. The record is from the annotation of a GenBank genome assembly.